GCGCGCUGUUACAACGCGAAGUUGUGUUUUGUUAUUAUUGUGCCGUGAAUUCCAUAUAGCAAAACAAGAUUCAACUUUUAUUGACACAAUAUAUAAACAAAUUAACCAAAGAAUAAUCGUAAAGAUGACAGAAGAAUCGCAAGUGGGCGCAUUUUAUGCCGGUAAAAAUUUCUUCAUAACCGGCGGCACCGGCUUUGUCGGAUUGUGUCUCAUUGAGAAAAUACUACGUACAAUACCCGAUGCUGGAAAAUUAUACCUGUUAAUGAGACCGAAAAAAGGCAAGGAGAUAUCGGAACGAUUGGAGGAGUUUCCAACGAAUCCUGUAUUCGAGAAACUUCUAGAAACUGAAUCAAAAGAUAUCUUCAAUAAGCUGGUGCCGAUAUCCGGGGAUGUGGGCUCUAAAGACCUUGGUAUCAGUAGCACAGAUCGACAGACGCUUAUUGAUAAUGUUAAUGUGGUUAUCCAUUCCGCUGCAACCCUAGACUUCGAAGAGAGCUUGAAGCCCACAGUCAAGAUUAAUAUCUUAGGGACUCGGCAAGUCAUGGAACUGUGUCAACAGAUUAAAAACUUAAGGGUGAUGGUUCAUGUAUCGUCCGCUUAUGUGAACUCUUAUUUGAAAGAAACUAAUGAGAAGGUUUACGAUUCACCAGCAGAUGUUGAAUCAGUAAUCAGCAUGGCUGAUAAGCUCACAGAACAGGCCUUGAUUGAUUUAGAGAAGACCAUAUUAAAAGAUCAUCCAAAUACUUACACAUUUACAAAACAUCUCGCCGAACAUGAAGUCAAGAAGUACGCUGAUAAAUUCCCAUGUACGAUAGUCAGACCGUCAAUGAUUGUAGCGUCAUGGAAGGAGCCGGUCAUCGGUUGGACUUGUUCCAAAGUUGGACCGCAAGGUUUCCUCAUGGGAGCCGCUAAAGGCGUUGUCCGUAGACUUCCUCUAGCGAAAGAUAAUAUCGCCGACUAUAUUCCAGUCGACGUGGUGGUUAAUCAGCUCCUUGUGGCUGGCUGGUACGCUGCUACUUCUAAGUCCGGGCUCACGGUGUACCACUGCUCGUCCUCAACCCAAAAGCCAUUCAGAUGGUCAAUGAUAGAGCCUGUAGUCAAUAAUAUACUACAUAACUACCCUCUUAAAAGUGCUGUGUGGUAUCCAUAUUUGAGCUUCGUUCCAUCUCUCUGGCUGUUCCGUCUGUCUGCUAUUUUCGUUCAUUUCAUCCCGGCUGUUCUAUUGGAUACGUUAUUGAGGAUAAUGGGAGGGAAACCUAUAUUAUUUCGUUUGCAUAAAAACGUAUGGAAUUCACUCAAUCGACUUGAGGUAUUCAUAUUCACGGAAUGGAAGUUCCACAAUCCAAAUACGAGGGAACUUAAUGGGAAACUUAACAAGACAGACAAGGAGAAGUUUUUUAUAGACAUCGAGAAUAUGUAUUGGGAAGAAUACUUUGUGAAUCUACAUCUGGGCGUACGAAGAUAUUUGAACAAGGAAAGCGAGAAAACAUUACCAGCUGCAAAAAACAAGCAAUCAAUCCUCAAGAUGGUUCAUAUCGUAUGGCAAGUUUUAGUGAUUACUUUAGUAUGGUUCAUCGUCUCAUGUAUCACUGGGCUCACUAUGAUCCAGACUUCUUGGUGUCCUCCUGUCAUUUAUUUCUUUUACAGCUUUUUAUAAAUUUAAUUUUAAUUUGUUGGAACAAUAUCACAUGAAAAUUAAUAGAUUAUUAUUUUAAUAAUAAUUAUUACAGUAUUUUUUAUAAUUGUUUCGAAAUCACUAUUAUACACUAUUAUUAUAUAUGGGUUUCAAAUUUUAUAUUAUUUUGUAUUUCAAAAUAAGAAUCUCCUGUAUCAAUAAUUUUGGAUCACAAUUAACCAGUAAGUAAAUUGACAUUUUGUCU
Messenger RNA from Nymphalis io (European peacock), 1880 nucleotides. Its product is annotated as putative fatty acyl-CoA reductase CG8306. Gene Ontology annotation, biological process: long-chain fatty-acyl-CoA metabolic process. Gene Ontology annotation, molecular function: alcohol-forming very long-chain fatty acyl-CoA reductase (NADP+) activity. Gene Ontology annotation, cellular component: peroxisome. Lineage: Eukaryota; Metazoa; Arthropoda; Insecta; Lepidoptera; Nymphalidae. Bases 125 to 1657 code for a protein of 510 amino acids. The record is from RefSeq and is a predicted model, not a curated record. The transcript has 12 exons.